AUGCCCUUGCACUGUGCAGGGUCCAAUCCUAGCGUGUUAUUCAAUAUCGCGAAAUCAGUAUCAGCAGCAAAUCUUGGAAAUAGUAAUGUACUAUCAUAUAACUACGGGUCAAACUACUGCAACCAUGACUAUGGCGGUGUUAACACGCCCCUGGUGUCAAUCACCCCGGCAACAUCAUCCCCUGGUCUGACAACCUCGUCGUCCACAUGGACAGCAGUGGCCACGACAACCACCACAAGCUACACUGUGGCUUUUGUAGGAACUGCUGACGGACAACUGAAGAAGAUAUUAAUCCAGUCUAAUACAUCUGCUGUGGAAUAUGCAACAGUACAAGUGUCAAGCGAUCAGGUUAAACAUAUACUGUUAGAUAGCACAGGAGAGCACAUGUAUGUUAUGACCAAAUACAAGGUCAGUAAGUUGAAGGUAGAAGACUGUGGUAGUUACAGUAGUUGUGAGGACUGUCUGGCAUCAAAAGACCCGUUCUGUGGCUGGUGUAGUCUGGAGAAUAAAUGCAGCAGAAAAAGCCAGUGCUCAGAUCCAGAUGCCGCCGAAAGAUGGCUUCCCUUUGAUAACCCACAGUGUACCAAGAUCAAUACCAUUUCACCAUCAAACACACCUCUAGCCAGACCCACACAGGUGAACAUGUCAGUAAGUCUUCUACCCCCAGGCCAGACCUACCAGUGUGUAUUUGAUACCACAGCUGUCACUGCCACAGUCACUGGGGGGAACUUGGUGACAUGUGACACACCCACAAAUUUACCUACUAUACCCGUUGGGGACGACCACAUCACAAUACCUUUAUCUAUCAAAUCAGUAACGACUGGAGUCAAGUUUUUAACGACCAACUUCACAUAUUUUGACUGCAGCGCUCACUCAGGGUGUGUUUCCUGCACCAGUAGUAGUUGGGCCUGUAACUGGUGUAUAUAUGCAAACAGGUGCACCCACGCCAGCAGUACUUGUAGUCCUAGUGGAGGGGUGAUACCAGGACAGAAUAGCCGACUCAGUGUGGGAAUAAAAGGUCCCACCCUGUGUCCCCAGCUUCUGCCACGUGCACAUGACGUCCUGUUACCUGCUGGGGUACCUAAAUUGAUCUCACUGAUUGGGAAGAACAUACCUGUGCCACAGGCUGGCCAAGGUGGUUAUCUAUGUAAGAUAGGUACUAACACAGUCCAAGCUAUCAGACAGAAUGAUAGUGCCAUAGAUUGCCAGAACCACGCUUAUAUAUACACAGCCAAUACAGGGCAAGAGAAACACCAAAUCCAAGUGAUCUGGAACAAUAACCAUGUGAUAGAUCAACCCACAGGUUCUGAAGUCAGUGCAACCCUGUACAAGUGUGACAUCCUUGGGACCACAUGUGGCACAUGUAUUGGUGGUGUGGAUACAAAAUUUAGAUGUGCUUUCUGUGGAGGGACGUGCAAGUAUCACCCAACAUGCCGUGUGCCAACUGACAGCACUUGCCCUAAUGUUAUUAUUAACUGGGUUACUCCCUUGAGUGCCCCAGUUGAAGGUCACACCAAGGUCACCAUCAGUGGCACCAAUUUAGGCACCUCUGAUGCCAGUAUACCCACUGUUAGACUGGCCGGGGUGGUCUGUAGACCUGUUGUAGAAGAUUAUGUGGUGUCAAAAAGGAUUGUGUGUACGGCAGCGGAAGCUCCAGGCAGGUUGGCCAGGAAUGGUUCCGUAGAGGUCCAGGUCCAGGGUUUGGGCAAAGUAUACCGCCAUUCCCAGAUGUUCAGAUAUGUGGACCCCAGGCUGGAGACAGUGUUCCCAGUGAAAGGCCCCAUAGCUGGUGGCACCAGGCUGACUGUGAGGGGGAAAGAUCUUAAUGUUGGCAACCUGGACAAUAUCAGCCUUACCCUUGGAGAGGAAAUGUUGCCUUGUAUUGUAGAUAGAAGUACAAUUGGCAGCCAUUCCACCAUUUGUGCCACUCCAGGGGUUAGUAGGCCAAAGGUCGUGACCUCUGUCAGGAUGUUCUUUGACGGUAGUGUAAGGAUGCUGGACCAAAACCCAUUUACGUACACUGAGGACCCUGUGGUGGAAAAAAUAAUGCCACUGACCAGCUUUGUCAGCGGAGGUCGGAUUUUGACAGUCAUUGGGAAGAAUUUUGACUCAAUUCAACAGCCAAAGAUAUUUGUAUGGAACGGGAAGGAAAAGUCGCACACAACGUAUUGUCUCCAUAUACCAGAAAUGUCCAGUACCACAUUAACAUGCCCAUCGCCAAGAGCGCCUAACGGGAUUCAUCCAACGAUACCAGACACUUCAGGUUCCUUGCGCUUUAAGAGGCAGAUGGACACCAAUACUAUCGCGAAUAUUGGCUUUGUAAUGGACGGAGUGGUCGCAGUGCAGAAUUUAACCAACAUCACUUCUUCUAUUCAAUAUGUUGUGGACCCGUUGUUCCAGAAUUUGACCAGUGACGGUUCUAGUGUGAAAUAUCAAAGUAACACGAGCUUCGUAAUACGUGGGUAUUAUCUCAACCUUGCCGCAAGUGAAGCAGAUGUGACUGUUCUGAUUGGUGGGCAUAACUGUGACGUCACGGGUUUGGCUCCAAGUAUUCUUGUCUGCAAGCCGCCACAUUUUGACUACGGAAAUAAACUGGUAGCUAUACGUAUGGGUAAUUUAAACUACCAAGUGGGAUAUCUAAACUAUGGGGAUCCUCCUAUGGAUCAUUCUGCAGUCAACUAUGGUUGGGUAGCCGGGCUAAUUGUCCCUAUUGUUGCUUUAACUGUCACUGGAAUCGUUACCGGAGUAGUAGUCUACAAAAGACGUGCAAAACGUGCUACUACCAAUCACAAAGGCGCCAGUGACAUGGAGUACCUCGGUUUAAGUAGUCAGUUCACACCACCGCGUGUUAUCAACACUAUAGAGGACGCCUUGAUGCUGGUGAAGGAUGGUGACUUAAAGGUUGUUCUAAAGCCUGUACUGGUGAGCAGAGACCGGAUUAAAAUUGGGAAGUUAAUAGGCACAGGGCACUUCGGUUGUGUAUUUGAAGGGAUUUACGAAGACAGCGAACAUUACAACCCUUCAAAAGUAGCUGUGAAAACGUUUCAAGGAAAGGGUGCAGACAUUCAGCAUCUAGAUGAAUUCCUCAGAGAAGGAGCUCUGAUGACGUCAUUCCGCCAUGAUCACGUGUUGACAAUACUCGGGAUAUGCUUCGAAGUUGACGGCAACCCCAUGAUUAUAUUACCGUACAUGGCCAAUGGAGAUCUCAAAACUUACAUCGAGAAUCCUAAGAAUGCACCUACUGGACUACAGCUGCUACAGUUCGGUUUGGACGUAGCCCGGGGCAUGGAAUACCUUGCUGAGAACAAAUUUGUCCAUCGGGAUUUAGCUGCUAGAAACUGCAUGCUAGAUGACCAGCUGCGCGCCAAAGUGGCCGAUUUUGGACUGACUCGUGACGUGUACACCAAGGAAUAUUACAGCUCCAGAGACAAGCAGGCCAAGUUGCCGGUGAAAUGGAUGGCGCCAGAGUCCAUGGAAAGGAACGUUUACACUUUUAGAUCCGAUGUGUGGUCCUUUGGCGUACUACUUUGGGAACUGUUCACUCGCGGUAAGGUACCGUAUCCUGGUGUAGACGGAUGGGAUGUUCUACAGUUCCUUAAACUUGGGAGAAGACUGGACCAACCCGACUACUGUCCUCAGAAAGUGUAUCAGCUCAUGCUGAAGUGCUGGUCAUGGGAGCCAGAGGAGCGGCCAGACUUCACCUCUAUUGUGACUCAAAUAGAGGAGACAGUGAGAGUCAACACGGAAGUUGGUGGAGAACCUGGUCACAAUGAACAUAAGGGUGUAGAUAUUGAUGACCAUAUGUACACUGAAGUGCUCCCUUAACAAUGUAACACCUGUUUAUAAU
Molecule: messenger RNA, 3847 nt
Organism: Lingula anatina
Lineage: Eukaryota; Metazoa; Brachiopoda; Lingulata; Lingulida; Lingulidae
Product: hepatocyte growth factor receptor
Biological process (GO): regulation of cell migration; regulation of cell shape; positive regulation of axonogenesis
Cellular component (GO): semaphorin receptor complex; plasma membrane
Molecular function (GO): semaphorin receptor activity; ATP binding; protein tyrosine kinase activity
Source: RefSeq, a predicted model, not a curated record